AUGGGCAACGAGAACUCGUCGCUCGUCAAAAUCCGACGAGGCAGCAAGGAGCCGAGUGUGCUCAUCGAGUGCGUCGAAGCGAAAAGGUGAGUGGAACGGUCGGGUCAAGUGCCAUUUCUGAUUGGAUUCAGAUGGUCCGGAGCCUGAGAUCAACAUUCAAGAGACCCCUCCUCUAGGUUCAUUUUCUUCUCUUUCUCUCCUCCCUAUCACCCACAUCUUUGCGCCGACUCAAUAAAAGAUUCCUUCCUUCUCCGCCCAAAGACGACCUCCGUACUUUGCCCAACGGGACUUCCUCGUUUCAUGCAAAUUGGACGAGUUCCCUCGCAGUCUACACAACUAUUGUUCAUCUGAAUAAUAAUGAUAAAAAGGGAAGAGCACCCAAGUGAUAUACGUCCUUUCUUGUCUUCGAAAACAUAAAACUGAUUUGUGACUCUUCGUUUGCUUUCAAUCAAGCGUAUCACUUUCUAACAAGGUUUCUGACGAUAUCCUCCCCUUCUUUCUUCUUUUACAUCAGAAUUCGGCUCUUGUGGCUUUAAUCUCACAAAGAACUCUUUAAUAUUAGGCAUCCACCGUUUUCGAAUAAAUUUGCCUGCAAAAUUCUUGCCACGUCGCAGUGGGUUCACUUGUGCGGGUCAAUUGUUUUGGUCGGCUGCUCUCUGGGGGUCCCUUCCGGUUUGACGUCGUCGCUCUUCCUGGCCACUCCAUCAUUUCUCAGAGAAAACAGGCUCGGGGGUACAGCCCUUACUGCCACGUUUCGGAUUUCAGAUCCGCUCUCACUCCGUUCCCUCUGCUUUUCUCUUUCUUCUGAGUGUGUCCCAUUCUUGCCCAAUUCAAACGACUUCUCUUUCUUUGAAUGGGGCAGGCGGGCGAACAAAUUCAAUUUCUGUGCGGUGCCGAUUGGCGAAACGAGCGAGAGAAGACAAAACUGCGCCCGUUACGCGGUCCAUCCCAAUUCAAUCGUCUGAUUUUUCGGCUCGUUUUCCAUUCAAAAAAUCUCGAGAAGCUCACUCUUGACCAUUGACUUUUGACAGCGAAACAACACUUUAACAGAAGAAGAAGAAGAAGAAGACGAAGGGGGAGGAGACGUGGCAAGUGUUUUCAAACGCUUUCCCAUUUCAUAAGAGCCCGUUUGACACAGAAUGGUACUGCUUCCCUCUAAAUUGGUUGCUUUGAACUCAGUUCCAUAAUCCGGAAUCUUGGUGUCACUUUCCAACAUUACAAUCAGAAAAACCACGAACUAUUUCCCUUUACAGCAAUCCCCACAACUUGAUACAUUUCCUUGCUCGUUUCUUACCUCCGAAUACUAUAAAUAUGUAGAACUGCGGUCAUGUUCUGCUCCAUUUCGGCGUUGAAUGAAUGUCUUUUUCUGCUCAACUAAUCGCCGUCUGCUCCCCCAUUUUUCCUUUCAAAACAUUCGGAGACCAAACUCCAGAUCUCCUCCGUUUCUUGCCACGUCAUCAGAUGUCCUUGAUCUUCGUUUGAUUGUGAUUACUCUGUUUGGUUUCUGUUUUGUUUUCGUUCCGCUAAUGAGGCCCAACUGCCAGUGCCGCUCUUUUCAUUCCGUCAAUUAAGAUGAUUAGGGAUGAAACGUCCGCCCCCAUUCCAGAAGGAAAAGAGACUAAUCCGAAAAAUGUACAUAUAAAUAGUUGAAUUAUUUACUUCCCCUCUCUUCAUAUCUUCAGUGUCCUUCGCAUCAGUUCAUCAUGUUUUGCAGAGAGCACACGUCCGUCUAUAGGAAGAAGUCGCGUCGGAGUGUCAGUCAGUCCCGGCCCACUUCUGUGAUCGAAUCAAGAAGGUCGGUGGUGCCGCCGAUUCCUGCGCUCAUCCAGGCACAACUGUCAGCGGAGGAUUCGAUCAGCAUAGGAUCGAGGAAAAGUUCCGGUGAGUGGGAGGAUUUAACUCAUUUCGGAGUGCUUUCAAGACAUCACUUUCCUUUCCGUAUCCAUUUUCACACGCGAGAUUACUGUACUUGGACGGAUGUUCUUCCCGCAUUGCUCGAAGAUUUCUGAAAUCGGAAGGAUGCACGUAUUUGUGUCGGGUUGGAAAAACAUUUCGAUUCAGUUGAUCGUGUUAUUCCAUUCCGGAAAUCUGUCUUGUUUUGGUCUCCCUGACAACCCGUUCCGAUCCAUUUUCUUGUCGCUCCCAAGUUGUUUUGACUCCAGAAGAACGGACCCCGUCGGAUACUUCUCCGGCCUUUCCGUGGUUUCUCCCAUUUUCUCUCCCUCAAUAGUAAUAAUAAGCACACCCCCACACACAUACGGCCCGACCAAAUACGCCUCAUUUCUUCCGCUCGUUGUGUUUUUAUAUUGGUCUGCUCAUCAUCUUCAUCAUCUUUUGCUCAUUUCAGUGUCCAAUUUCCGACUAUCCAGCGACGGAUCCGGCGAUUCGUUGCUCAGUCCGCUGACCGCAUCUUCCAACGAUCGACGGAGAAGCAGGAGUCUUUGCUCUGCACAAAUGAAAGACGACGCUCAGGUGAGAGAAGAUCAACAGAGUUCUUGUGUUGGCUUACUCGAAAAGACAAUAUUCCGUGCAAAAAGAUUCCCUUUUCUAUUUUAAUGGAAAUCUCUACCCGAGUACCCGAGGGACCCCUUCUUCUUUUCGAAGGUUCCAUUGCGAAACGUGCUAACCUUAUUAGUGUCAUCUGCCCGGAAUAGCUCCUUCCUUCUGGUUGCUUUUCCCCUUCGUCCACCCUCACUGUCCUACGAAUUCGAGGAUUUUCUUUGCCAUCCCCCACAACAAACAUCUCCUCUCAAUCCUUUAAUAAUCGGGACAUAGUGCACGAGAGAAAGAGACGCAGCACUGAUAAACUUAGAGAAGAAGCCACGAAAAUAUCCAUUUCGGGCGGGGCCUUAUUUUUCAUUUCAAAAAGAUGUCUGAGCAGGACGAUAAAACGCCAGGAACUCGGAAGCCUAUUUCCAUUGUUCACGCAAUUUUCUUUGUAUUCAAAGUUAAGAAGGUACGUGCCACGUGGCAGAGCACUCUGAUGUUUGCUCGCUUGCCCCUCCCACUCGUGCUCAUUUGUUUUCAUCUUCAAUCUGUGUGCAUUUGCAGGCUGUCGCAGCUCAACAUAAUAAAGAGAAGGAGGAGAAGGCCGGUGGAAGCGGAGGCCGGAAGGCGAGCAGCGGACUCGUGCCGUCGCUCAACAGGCUCCGUAUCCAGCAGUGUUUCAAGGCGGCCAAGUACGGGAAAUCGUGGAAGCCUCCUUCAGAACUAUUUGUUUUCAGGCCGUGCAUCGGGGAUGCGAUUAUGAAAAGGGCGGCGGCGUCGAGGGCAGAAAUGAGGAGUCUUCUCAGCAAAAUGAAUGAAAAGCAGAUCGAGUGUCUGAGCAAGCAGAUGUACGAGCUCAUCACAGACGCCGUUGAGAAUGCCGAUAAGUCUGAUAAGGUUGGUCCGCAAGUGCACUGCUCGGAAUUACUGAUUAUGCCGCCGAGCCAGAAGCGGAGACUUUCGUGUGUUUUGCGAGGCACAAAGGUCGGUCCGACGUCACUGGUUUAUCAGUGAACCCCGUCCUCACCGGCUGUUGUUUUCGACAGUUCUGAUCAGAGUCAAAACGAGUAAUCAGGCAUCGUAAUCCAUAACGAAUUAUGUUUAUUGAAAAUGAAACUGAAAUUCUGAAAGCCCUGAAAUCCUAAAUUGUUUCUGAUCUCAAUAAGUAGGUGAAUGACGAGGGAAGCCGUUCUUCCGUAAUCCGCUUCCACUGAUCCGUCCGUUCUUGCAGGUGCUCACCCACGCGCGCCAGUUCGGAGGGACCUACGCGUCGCUGGUCCCCCUCGGCUUCCGGCCCGAUCUCUUCGCCUCUCUGGCCGACGCCGCCAUCGCCGAAUGCGUGAAACUGGACGGAGUGCACAAGCGAUGCGAGACCCUCUCCGCCUGGAGCCAACUGUUUUCCGCCCUGUUCACGGGCGUCCGGGACGGUUAUUAUCAGCAAGUACGUCAUCAGAGACGGACUUCUCUCCCGCAGAACACGAUAACCAAACAGGUACCCAUUCCGCGAGUCACCUCGUUCUGACCGCCCUUUUUCAGCUUUCCGUCGAUUUCUCCAAAACCUCCGAGUCCAGUUUUGUCCGCUGA
Messenger RNA from Caenorhabditis sp. 36 PRJEB53466, 4071 nucleotides. Lineage: Eukaryota; Metazoa; Nematoda; Chromadorea; Rhabditida; Rhabditidae. The record is from the annotation of a GenBank genome assembly.